CUCUUGUUCUGCUUUUUUGAGUUAUCUAUGACGCCGGUAACGGUUUUGUAUUUUUUGGAUUCAAAAAUUGGAAAGUGAAGAAUGAAAUUAUUAUCAAUCACAAUCAAAUUACUAUACGAUUAUUCCGAAGAAGAAAUGACUGAUUUUAGUAAUUAGCUCCCGUAUUAGUGAAAAUGUAAUUUUAAAAGAAUUCCAGCCACUAGUGGUAGUUGGUGACUUAGUUUUUAGUUUUAUUAUUGUCUUUCAUUUUUAUCAAUUGCCGAGAUGUCUCAUUCAAACGAUUUUGCCGAAAGAAUGUCCAUUUCUCCUUCUACCAGUACUCAGUGUCCUGAAAAUUCUUCACCAAUGUCCAAUAUGCCUAAUAAUAUGAAAACUUUGUGUUCCAAAAUCAUAUCUUCGUGUAGGAGAAGUAGUGGAGCGUCAUGUUCCAUGACUCCUGAAAAUAAAUACUGCAGGUCAAGCUCUCCGUUCAUAAGGCGUAAGGGUCCUUUCAAUCCAUUUAAUCGAAAUCUAAAAGAACGUUUAGAAAAUCCUAUUUUUAGCCCUAAUGUGUUUUCUACUGUUAUUAGUCCUAGUCAGGAUUCUGAAGUGUUCAAAUGGACAAUCGAUGAUCUCUCAAGAAUAAACCCGGUUCCAAUUGAAGAAGAUGUUCAUUGCGAUGAACACACUGAUGAGAAAACAGAAAUGGAAAUGCAGAAUUCUAUUGAUAGAUAUUUCACUAAAACGCAUAUGCCUAGUCCAUGGAGCUGCAAAUUACCGACAUGCUGGGAUAGUUUGAGAGAAAUUUUCAAAGCAGAAGGUACCAUUUGUUCAAAUGAAUAUAGCAAUAUGUCGGUAUCUCAAUCUUCUCCGGUUUCAUUUUCACUCUCGCGUUUGGAAUUGGUUUCUAAUGAUAGCCUGAAUUUAUCUCAAGAUGCUUCAACUCAAACGGCCCUGAGCUUACCUCUUGAUUUACCUGAAUCUAUCAACACCGCAUUGAAGCCAUAUUCUACCGAGAAUAACGCGGAUGAUAUAAAUUUGAGUUUGAAUUCGUUGAGAAGAAAAUUAUUUUUCCAACAAGAAGAUGACAAAUUGCUGUCUCCUGUCAGAUUUUGUAGUAGUAUAAAUGGAAGUCCUAUGGUAAAUAGAUGCUACCCUUCCACGCCAUUGUUUCGUAGUCGUUCUGAAGAUUCUCCCAUGCAAAAAUUUUCCACCCCUGAUCUUUCACCUAUCGGUCCUUGCCGUGAUAAAUCGUGUGCUAGAGUCGACGCGAAAACGCCGUUGAAAGCUCUAGAAAAUAAUCAGUGUACCGAAUUGAAACUGGAAGAAACACCCAACACUAAACGUUUCAAUCAAGAAUGUUCCAAAGUUUUCGAAUCUCCGAAAUUGACGGGAAAUCUUAGACGCAACAGAAAGCGACGCAGGUCGUUGUCUAGCGAUAUGAACACGUCCGUUUCUUACUCGUCGUUUCUUGCCAAACAAAAAAUUUCUUCCAGCAAACGAUCAUUUGGAGAAUCUCGCAUGUUAUGUGAUACUACGAACGACGCUUUUACCGAAUCUCAAGAUACUGGAUAUCAAACUGAAAGCGUCUAUCAUUACACAUUCGGCGCUGAGAAAAAUUUCCCCAGUCAUAGUUUAAACAUAAGGUCGUUAGCGUUGGAAUGUUGGAAAAAUGGAGAUGAAGAAAAUCGUCGAGUGGAAUCUACUCCGACACAUCAGUGAAAAACUCAUCGUAUUUUGAUUUUUUUUCAUACAUACCAUGAAGUUUGUGUUCAUUAAUUUUUAUGGGUUUUUAUCGAUAAGAACUCGCAUAGUCAAUUUUUUAAAAGCAUUAAGUCAUCUUUUGAAUUCAUAUUAUUGAAUUUUAGUAAUAUACCUGUGAACAGUCUGUAUAAUGGCGAUUGGCUAUUUUAAACGUGAAAGUGUAUUUUAAUGAUUGUAUCGUGUUACGAAAUUUUAUCUCAUUUUUGUAGUGAUUUUUAUUUAUUUACUUGAUGUAUUCGUUUUUUUCCAUUGUGUAAUAGCAUUUUGUACUUUAUAUUUUAUUUAUUCAAAUUUUUAGAUGAAUUUUAAUAUUUCGAUAUUUUAUUUCGUAAAUGGUUAAUUAGCAAUAUUUUACUCUUGUUGUCAUUUUUAAAAUUUUUCGAUGUGUAAGAAUAUGAAAUGAAACCAUCAUUAAUGAUAGAUAUUUAAUAAAAUGUAUUGCUCUAAAA
Planococcus citri (citrus mealybug) is the source of this 2192-nucleotide messenger RNA. RefSeq lists its product as uncharacterized. The coding region runs from base 265 to 1701 and encodes 478 amino acids. NCBI's taxonomy places the organism in Eukaryota, Metazoa, Arthropoda, Insecta, Hemiptera, Pseudococcidae. The transcript has 9 exons. The record is from RefSeq and is a predicted model, not a curated record. Gene Ontology annotation, molecular function: protein kinase binding. Gene Ontology annotation, biological process: regulation of mitotic nuclear division; regulation of mitotic spindle organization; activation of protein kinase activity. Gene Ontology annotation, cellular component: nucleus; cytoplasm.